Molecule: messenger RNA, 1545 nt
Organism: Eremomyces bilateralis CBS 781.70
Lineage: Eukaryota; Fungi; Ascomycota; Dothideomycetes; Eremomycetales; Eremomycetaceae
Product: FAD-binding domain-containing protein
Exons: 4
Coding region: 1-1545 (514 amino acids)
Molecular function (GO): oxidoreductase activity; FAD binding
Source: RefSeq, a predicted model, not a curated record
AUGGCCCUGUUCACGUUUACCCAGAAGGCGCUGAGCAUAUCGCUCGAAGGAAAAGAUGGCGAAGAUUGGAUUGACAGUCGCAUUUAUGAAGGAAUGCCAGGAUGGCCAAGCGGCGAGAAAUGGCAAGCAUUGAACCAGUCCGUGGACGGGCGAUUGUCCAACUGCCUCCCUGCGGUAUGCGGCUCGGCAACUCCUGGAGUCUAUGCCAUUGUCGCCCAAAGCGCACAGGACGUGAGCGCAGGAGUGAAGUUCGCGACGGAGAACAAUCUUCGUGUAACAGUCAUGGGGACUGGUCACGACUUCCUCAACCGAAAUCAAGGACAAGGGUCGCUCGUCAUCAACACGCGAAGCUUUAGAGGCGUUCAAGUCGUCCGUGACUACGUGCCGCAAGGCGCACCAAAUGGCACGCAACCUCAGCCGGCAGUCGUCAUCAAGGCUGGUCACACGUUUAUCGAGAUCAGCCCGGAGAUCGAAGAGGCUGGCUUCAUGAUGGUCGAAGCUGCAGACCCUACUGUUGGAGCUGCGGGCGGUUGGGUACAGGGAGGCGGUCAUGGACCCCUGGCUAACCAGUACGGGCUCGGCUGCGACAAUGCCAUCAGCUUCGAGGUUGUUCUUCCUAGCGGAGAGAUCGUCACGGCGAAUGAUUUCGAGAAUCCGGACCUCUUCUACGCCCUCCGUGGAGGAGGUGCUACCACGUACGGAGUAGUAACCCAGGUCACUUCGCGUCUCCAUCCACUCGCAACCACGAAUGCCAUUCUGGUGGAUAUUACCGGGCCGCAGGAACAAUUUUUCGAUGCUAUGGCGUAUCUUUACGCCCUGAGCCCAAACAUGACCGAUUUUGGGUUCACGGGGUAUCCAACACAAGUCGGUAACACGUAUAGCGGCUUCUUCGGUGCUCCGGGGAAAACGGACCAGCAGACCUCCGAUUUCUUCGACCCGAUUGCAGCCCAUAUUCGCCAACUCGGCGUGAACGUCACAACGGUUUUGCAGUCGCGGAGACGAAUGAAACGCGAAGGAGCUGAUACGGCCGGCGCGUCCAAGAAGCUCCAUCGCCGCCAGGCGGGUCAGAAGGGACGUAUGUCAUCGCGCCUGAUUGCGCGGACCUCGUUCUCGGAACAGAAUGUUCCGGCCAUUCGUAAAAUGAUCGUAGACGCGACGAGAAACGGAAAUUCGAGUUACUCGUUGCUGCCUUACCCUAUCCUCGGUGGACAGGUCGCAAAGAAUAAGGAUCUGGAGGUUGGGGUCAAUCCCGCCUGGCGUGAUGCCUCGAUGCAUCUCAUCGCUCUGGGCUUGACCACGCACGAGGAUAAACUAAUCAACAUUGCGGCAAUGGAUCCCCUCAGCGUAAAUUCCGGAUCCUAUUGGAAUGAGGGAUAUCCAGGGGAGCUUGAUUGGAAGAAAACGUUCUUCGGUGGGGGAGAACAUUAUGAGAAGCUGUUGGCCUUGAAGAAAAAGUUCGAUCCAACAAACUCUCUCUGGUGUCAGAUAUGUGUUGGAGCGGAUUUGUUGGUCUUGAAAGAAGACGGGAAGCUCUAUCCAGCCUAG